This is a messenger RNA of Tribolium madens (black flour beetle), 4167 nucleotides long. Its product is annotated as transmembrane protease serine 9-like. Gene Ontology annotation, biological process: lipid metabolic process; proteolysis. The transcript is spliced from 24 exons. Gene Ontology annotation, molecular function: serine-type endopeptidase activity; oxidoreductase activity, acting on paired donors, with oxidation of a pair of donors resulting in the reduction of molecular oxygen to two molecules of water. NCBI's taxonomy places the organism in Eukaryota, Metazoa, Arthropoda, Insecta, Coleoptera, Tenebrionidae. The record is from RefSeq and is a predicted model, not a curated record. The annotation marks the transcript as partial.
GACUCCGGCCAGUUCCAAGUUAUUCUCUGACAGUUCGCAACCAGAAGUUGUUGGUGCUGGAGUGAAGAUCAAUGUGUUGUGCUUUAUGCUGACACUUUUACCAACACUAUGGCCUCAAUAAAAUCGAUUCUUGUCAUAUCUUUCGCGCUAAUUUUUUUGGAAAGUGGAACUGAAGCGUCAGCAGAGACACUGCCGAAGAAGAUUUUUGGUCCAAAAUUUGGCAACUUUGGGAACCAUCCUCCUCCUCGUCACGACACUCCCGCCUCGUCUUGUUCCUGCUCUUGCGGUGAAAGAAACGAAAACAGCCGUAUCGUAGGCGGCAAACCGACCAACGAAAAUGAAUUUCCUUGGAUGGCUCGUCUUUCGUAUUUCAACAGGUUCUACUGCGGAGGAAUGCUGAUCAAUGACCGCUACGUCUUAACAGCCGCUCACUGCGUCAAAGGGUUCAUGUGGUUCAUGAUCAAGGUCACUUUCGGAGAGCACGAUCGCUGUGUUGAGAGCAAGAAGCCGGAGUCGAGAUUCGUCCUCAGGGCCAUUGCGGGGGCUUUCAGUUUUCUUAAUUUUGAUAACGACAUUGCACUUUUAAGACUCAACGACAGAGUACCUAUCACGCAAACAAUUAAACCCAUUUGUAUGCCCAAAGCUAAAGAUAAUUUAUACGUUGGGGCAAAAGCUGUAGCUACCGGUUGGGGAACACUGCAAGAAGAUGGAAAACCAUCCUGUGUGUUACAAGAAGUUGAAGUACCCGUUCUCAGUAAUGAGGACUGCAGGAAAACCAAUUACUCGGCACAAAUGAUUUCCGAUAACAUGUUGUGUGCAGGAUAUCCUGCGACAGGGAAAAAAGAUUCUUGUCAGGGUGAUAGUGGUGGUCCGUUGGUUACGCAAAGAACAGAUAAAAAAUACGAACUCAUCGGAAUUGUUUCCUGGGGGAAUGGCUGUGCUAGACCCGGCUAUCCAGGGGUCUACACCCGUGUUACAAGAUAUUUAGACUGGAUUUUGGAAAAUUCAAAAGAUGGGUGUUUCUUGUGUGUCUUAAAUAUUUCGGACACAAUUGGGUUAAGUAACCCAUAUUUCCCUUUUUGCAAACCGAUGACACAACCCCCCAAACCCUUAUCGAAAUUUCUCAACUCUUACCAAACUUUUACACAACCAGGCGAAAACCAUCCGCUCUUCAUUAGACUCAUCAACGCGAAAGGAAAAAGUCCACUGACCUCAGACACAACUAGUUCGACGGUAGUCAUGUUACCGACAAAACUUCUAAUCUUACUGAUUCUUCCACUGUUCAACUCUGGCGUGAAAGUCGAAAAGGGUCUCUUCGACUUCCUCUUCAGCCCUUGUAAAUGCAGGUGUGGGGUGCCUAACAGGGAGGCACGUUUCACGGGUGGUGAGUAUUUAAAAGGACAUGAAUUUCCGUGGUUGAGUGCAAUACAAGUUUUGGGUGAAGGAGAUGACGCAGGUUCCACUAUUCCAGGGACACUUAUCAACAACAAAUAUGUGCUAACCGGAGCAUCACAACUGGACGGUAUCACUCCUUACCAAAUUAAGGUGACUUUAGGCCAGUUUGAUAAAUGCAACAGCGACAUUUCCUCAACUAAUGUCAGUGUGGACAAAAUAAUCCUACAUCCGGAUUUCAGCAGCGAAAAUAAAGCCAACGAUAUUGCUUUAAUCAAACUAAGCACUCCGGUGUUAAUCGAACGAAGAGUUUCCCCGAUUUGUUUAUCCGUUCCUGGUCAUAGCUACUUGGGUCAAGUCGCAACAAUCGCGGGAUGGCCCAAAAGUACAGCAGAUGAUGCAGAAGAAGGCCAGACGACUUGUCGGCCCAAAAAAAUCGGUUUGCCGGUUUUAAACAGUCAAGAGUGUAUUGAAACGGCUGCUGAUACUGAUUCUUAUACUAGCGAUAAAGGUUGUGUUGGGGUCGUUGGGGCCCCUAGUGUUAUCUGUGAUGAUGAUGGGGGAAAUGCCGUUAUGUAUCGCUCGCAUCGAGGAGUUUAUGAAUUGAUUGGGAUUAUGACUGAUCAAAAUGCCUGCGAGGAUGAUAGCACAAAUACGGCCCUGUAUACUAAAGUUAAUGACCAUUUAGCCUGGAUUGUGCAAAAUACCAGAGAUGCUUGUUACUGUAUUAAAAUCAUGGGAGCGCUCAAACAAACCGAAGAAGAAAAAACUCUACUACCACAAGACAUUGGAACGGAUUACACAUUCAAGCGAAAAAUCGUCUGGUUUAACGCUAUUGGAUUUUUUAUUCUUCAUCUUUUGGCCCUUUAUGGCGGCUAUCGGCUGCUACAUUGCCACAUCCUAACGCCGAUUUUCGCCCUAGCAUUGAUGUUCGUCUCUGGCGAAGGGAUAACCCUCGGUGCCCACCGCUUGUACUCCCACAAAGCCUUCAAAGCGUCUUUCAUGGUCCGAUUAGCUGUGAUAAUUUUGCACACCAUCGCCGGUCAGAAUUGUCUCUACAUCUGGGUCCGGGACCACCGCCAGCACCACAAGUACAGCGACACCGACGCCGACCCCCACAACUCCAACCGGGGCUUCUUCUUCUCCCACAUCGGCUGGUUGAUGAGCAAAAAGCACCCCGCUGUCAUCUCCAAGGGCAAAACCAUCGACAUGAGUGACCUGGAGAACGACUCGCUAGUCAUGCUCCAAAAAGAUCAUUACAAAUUCUUGUACAUCAUCUUUGCUAUCGGGAUACCAAUCGCAAUCCCGAUUUAUGGCUGGAAGGAGUCUUUCGUCAACUCGCUUUUUAUUAGUUAUUUCGCAAGAUAUAUCCUUCAGUUGCACGCGACUUGGCUGAUCAACAGUGCUACCCAUUUAUACGGGACCAAGCCCUACGAUAAGUUUAUGAAUCCGGUGGAGAAUUAUUUUAUUUCAAUGAUAGCUCUUGGGGAAGGCUGGCAUAAUUAUCACCAUGCCUUUCCUUCGGAUUAUAGAGCCGCCGAAUAUGGUGUUAGGUAUUCAAUAACCACUUUUAUUAUUGAUGUUCUUGCCUAUUUCGGACUGGUUUAUGAUUUGAGAGAAGCCAACUCAGAACAAGUUAAAAUCAGAGCUGUAAAAAAAGGAGAUGGAACUCAUCCCGUUUUUGGAAAGAAGAAGGAAAUGGAAGUUAAUAUUAUUGUGCCCAACAUGAUUAUCACUGCCUGUCUAUUGCUUCUUGUAAAAAUAUUAUCAGUGUUUUCAAAAUUAAAUGGCGAGGGCAAAGUUUGUGGCCGAGCUAUUGGUACAAAUUUACCAGAAGAAAAAAUAGUUGCUGGGUACGAUGUGGGUUACUACAAAUACCCCUGGUACGCUGCUUUGAUUGUUUCAAAUGUGGUUGCUUGUGGGGGCACUUUGGUGGGUUCAAAAAUGAUAAUUUCAGCCGCGCAUUGUUACAAAGAGUAUAUAACAGGUCACGAUGCUAAAAAAACUAAACUGGAGGACGUCUACAAUGUCACUCUCGGGAUUUACAACCGGUGCGAAAAAGAAAAGACCCAAAAAAUAUUCCCUGUUGAAAAAGUCCACAUUCAUGAAAAAUACAAAGAGAAUAUCCCCUACUAUGACAUUUCUCUACUAAUUUUGAAAGAAAUUGCGAAUUAUGAACCAAUUUGUCUUCCGAAAAGUGUGGUCAAAACUCGCCCUCGAGAAGGUUCAGUUCCAGGUCUUGGCACUUUGCGUUAUCACGGAUCCACUCCUUGCACCCUCCACGAAGCCCGACUGCUACUCUACUCUGAUUAUGAAUGCAAAAAAAUGAUAAAUCGGACUGGAAACGACCCAAACAAGUUAAUCAGUGCUUUCUGUGCUGGUUAUAUGCAAGGAGGGAUUGACACGUGUCAAGGGGAUAGUGGAGGGCCAUUUCAAAUUAUGGAUGAGUUUGGAAAUUACAUUUUAUUAGGAGUGGUUUCUUUUGGUUUUCAUUGCGCUAACCCGAAUUUAUUGGGAGUUUAUACCGACGUUUCUCAUUACGUAAAUUGGAUUGAAGGGAAAACAGGAAUUAAAGCAACAAUGGAAGGCUCAAAUUCGACUAGUGACGAAAGUACCGAAUCGGUGAAACCGCCACCAAAACCUAACCCAGCCCAUGUGGUACAUGAAACUUACCCAAAACCGAAUAAUGUUAUCAUAAUCAUCAGAAAUCGGAAUAAAAGUGACGACAAAAUUGAAGAUAAAAGACAAGUAGUUCAUUUGAUAAAAAAGAAGAAC